This is a messenger RNA of Sus scrofa (pig), 981 nucleotides long. Its product is annotated as olfactory receptor 7A17-like. Gene Ontology annotation, molecular function: G protein-coupled receptor activity; olfactory receptor activity. NCBI's taxonomy places the organism in Eukaryota, Metazoa, Chordata, Mammalia, Artiodactyla, Suidae. Gene Ontology annotation, cellular component: membrane. Gene Ontology annotation, biological process: G protein-coupled receptor signaling pathway. The record is from RefSeq and is a predicted model, not a curated record.
AUGGGACCAGACAAUGAUACCCAAAUUUCAACAUUUCUUCUUCUGGGAUUAUCAAAGGAACCAGAAUCUCAGCCCCUCACAUUCGGGCUUUUCCUCUCCAUGUACCUGAUCACUGUGUUUGGAAACCUGCUCAUCAUCCUUUCUGUCAGCUCUGACUCCCACCUCCACACACCCAUGUACUUCUUCCUCUCCAAUCUGUCCUUUGUGGACAUAUGUUUUACUUCCACCACCAUCCCAAAGAUGCUGGUGAAUAUACAGACAGAGAAUAAACUUAUAACCUAUACAGGCUGCAUCACCCAGUUGUAUUUUUCCACACUCUUUGGAGGUUGGGAUAACUUUCUUCUUGCUGUGAUGGCCUAUGACCGCUUCUUUGCCAUUUGCCACCCCCUGCACUACAUGGUCAAAAUGAGCCCCCAGUUCUGUGGACUUCUGGUGCUGGUGUCCUGGAUCUUGGGUGCCCUGAACUCCUUGCUACAAACCCUAAUGGUGUUACAACUCUCCUUCUGUACAGACUUGGAAAUCCCCCACUUUUUCUGUGAUCUCGAUGAAGUGGUCAAACUUAGCUGUUCUGACACUUUUCUUAAUGACACUGUGUUGUAUUUUUCAGCUGGGCUGCUGGCUGGUGGCCCCCUUGCUGGUAUCCUUUAUUCUUACUCUAAGAUAGUUUCCACCAUAUGUAGAAUCUCAUCAGCUCAAGGGAAGUAUAAAGCAUUUUCCACCUGUGCCUCUCACCUCUCAGUUGUCUCCCUGUUUUAUUUUUCAGUCCUAGGAGAUUACCUAGGAGAUUACCUUAUGUCUGCUUCUACCUACAGCUCACACUCGACUGCAGUAGCCUCAGUGAUGUACACAGUGGUCACACCCAUGCUGAACCCCUUCAUCUACAGUCUGAGGAAUAAAGACCUAAAGGGGGCUCUGAAGAGAUUCUGUGAGAUGGCAGGUGUAAAAUGGACUACUGUCCUGAAGGUGAUGAACUGCCCUUGA